Pungitius pungitius (ninespine stickleback) is the source of this 2489-nucleotide messenger RNA. It is a transcript of the gene ush1ga, whose product is annotated as Usher syndrome 1Ga (autosomal recessive). Lineage: Eukaryota; Metazoa; Chordata; Actinopteri; Perciformes; Gasterosteidae. The coding region runs from base 237 to 1655 and encodes 472 amino acids. The transcript is spliced from 4 exons. Gene Ontology annotation, biological process: sensory perception of sound; sensory perception of light stimulus; equilibrioception. The record is from RefSeq and is a predicted model, not a curated record. Gene Ontology annotation, molecular function: protein binding.
GCGCCGGGGGCACGCCGCGGUGUCCCUGGAUACCACCGACGCGCUCCUCCACCCUGGAUCGGGAGCGACUCGCUCCGAGGCGACCGCGGGACCAAUUGGCACUUCAGUCCGGUCUGCCCCCGCGACCCGCGGGACGACGACGACGAUGCUGAUGGUGGUGGUGUUGGUGGUGGUGUUGGUGGCGGCGGUGUGGAUUAAACGGAGUGGAGUCGAGCAGGGUGGAUUCCUUCUGCGCCAUGAAUGACAGGUACCACAAGGCGGCCCGGGACGGCCACCUGGACCUGCUGAAGGAGGCGACUCGGAAGGAUCUCAACGCCCCGGACGAGGAUGGCAUGACACCGACGUUGUGGGCGGCUUUCCACGGCAACCUGGAGGCUCUGCGGCUGAUCGCGGCGAGGGGAGGAAACCCUGACAAGUGUGACAUAUGGGGGAACACACCACUCCACCUGGCAGCUGCCAAUGGUCACCUCAACUGCCUCUUCUUUCUGGUGUCUUUCGGUGCCAACAUUUGGUGCCUCGACAACGACUACCACACGCCACUGGACAUGGCCGCCACAAAGAAUCACAUGAAUUGCGUCCGCUACCUGGAUACCAUCGCCACCAAGCAGACGGGCCUCAACACGAAGCUGGUCGGCAAGAUGAAGGACAGGGCCUUUCGCGAUGCCGAGCGGCGGAUCAAGGAGUGUGUGAAGAUGCAGAAGAAACACCACAAACGCAUGGAGCGGAGGUUUCAUAAGGAGACUUCUGAGGCGUCCGCAUCAGACGUCAUGAGCUUUUCCAGUUACACCAGCAGCUCUAUCAGCCACAGGCUGCACAACUUUAAUGCAGCUACAGUCAGUGUGCCAUAUUCUCAGGCUACUCUACAUGCCACAAACCGAGGGAAGACAAAGAUUCAGAGGAAGCUGGAGAAGAAGAAGCAGGGAGACGGGACAUUUAAAAUCUACGAGGACGGGAGGAAGAGUGUGCGCUCCCUCUCAGGCCUUCAGCUGGGCAACGAUGUCAUGUUUGUCAAACAGGGGACCUACGUCAGCCCAAAAGACCGUGGCCGCCGCAACGUCCGGGAGAUGUUCACCAGAGAUAAUUACGAUGCCAUUUCACGUGCCAUUAGUGAGCCCGACCUCCACGGGGCUGAUGUGGACUACUCUGAGAUCAGCACUGACUCGGGACACGAUUCCCUGUUCAAUAGACCCGGUCUGGGAACCAUGGUCUUCAGAAGGAACUACGUGAGCGGGGGGAUGUUUGACAUGGAGGGUCGGGAUGAGGACAGUGCAGACCGGUCGGGCAACAAUGUGCGUUCGCGCGGCCGGCUGCAGCAAUACCUGAGUGCAGAUGAAGACAGCAUCGGCAGUGCACACAGCCUUCAGGACAGGAAUGUGGAGGAGCUGCCCUGGGAGGAAGUUGAAUUAGGCCUUGACGAUGAUGAUGAGGCUGACACGAGCCCUCUGGAGGUCUUCCUCGCCACACAGGGCAUGACUGACUUCUUCUCAAUUUUCAAGAGGGAAAAGAUUGACCUCGAAGCACUCUUGCUGUGUUCUGAUCACGACCUUAAGAGUAUUCACAUCCCUUUAGGACCAAGGAAAAAGAUCUUAGAUGCCUGCAAGAGACGGAUGGAGACACUAGAGGAGCCAGACUGCGUUGAGGACACAGAACUAUAAUUACAGUUGCUGUAGAUGGCCCCUCCUGCCAUGUGCUCAUCCAGGCUUAAAGGUCAGUGGAGAAUUAUGGAAUGAAUGUCAGCGUUUGGACGAGGGAGGGCGCAGGGAUUUACCUCUCCUGGUGCCUCAGUGGCAACAAAGCAGAAAGGACCCUGUCAUGAGGAAUACAUCAAGCAAGAAGGGUGAAGAAGUGCGAGACAAAUUCCUUACAGGAUCCUUUUAGGGCAUCUUGUUAGCAUCUGUGAAUAUCCCUGUAUGUGGGCUGGUUGAGGUCCAUUGCACUGCAUGUUUAAACAAACUAAAAGGCACAUUUUCACAGUGCAGUGUUCACUGUGUGCAGUUUGGCAAAUUUAACAGAGAACUGAUAGCGGGGUCCAAAUCCUCUGAAUGUGUAGGCCCCUGUGGGGUGAAUCCUACCGCCUCAUGUGCCUGCAUUGCUCGUGCCUGUGCGUUCGCCUAAUGUUGUCUUUUGUCUUAAAUACCUUUUUGACAUUAAUUUGAUUGUAACUUUAUUAUUAACCAUUUCCACUACAAUAGACAGUGCAACAUUUUCACCUUUCUUUAUUUCGUCUAUUUGUAAAUGUUUACAUAUAGCAAGCCAUGUCAGUCCAAGUGUGGCUCACUGGCAAUGCAGGCCAAUUGUUCAUUGAGAUAACUGCUCUAAUUUUAAAAACACUAUAUAUAUAUUAUAAUACACAAUAAAGCAUGUUGCAGUUCUAUAUUUUGCAUGUGCAUUCCAUACAGAUGUAUUAACCUUUGUAUAUCACCUUUGACUUCUUGAUAGUCUUCCAACUGUUUUAUUUUUAAAUGUUUUUAAUUAACAUCUGCACAAAA